Molecule: messenger RNA, 5658 nt
Organism: Xenopus laevis (African clawed frog)
Lineage: Eukaryota; Metazoa; Chordata; Amphibia; Anura; Pipidae
Gene: arhgap20.L
Product: Rho GTPase activating protein 20 L homeolog
Exons: 16
Coding region: 207-3920 (1237 amino acids)
Biological process (GO): regulation of small GTPase mediated signal transduction; regulation of Rho protein signal transduction; signal transduction
Molecular function (GO): GTPase activator activity
Source: RefSeq, a predicted model, not a curated record
CUGAGAGCGGCGCACAGCGCUGCGGGCACUACUAGAACGUGAUUAGAGCCAGAGCUGAGCUCACAUGAGCAGGACAUGUCUCUGCGCUCGCUGCUCUCUCCCUCGCCAAUGCAGCGCUGCGCCUUAGCGCCCGGCCCGCUCUCCUCGCUACUGCUGUGCACUUAAACUGGAUCUGUGUGUGUGUGUUUGUGGGAGCUGUGUUCUUCAUGGAAGCCAUGUCACCUAAACAGGACAAUGUGGGACAGACCCGCUCUUCUUCCCUGACUGGGGAGCCGCACAUCUCCGCAGAGGCUGACAAUAAAAAGAAAAAAAGACAUACCGAAAUUCCUGCCGCUGUGUUGCAUUUCCAUUCCUCUUCUAAAAUGAAACCUGUGGGAUUUUGCAGAGACCUACGGACAAACGUGAACAAUAAUAGCUCGACGCGGUUAACCCGAUCAGGAUAUGGCAACCGUUACAUUCCUCUUCACUCGAAGAUGAAGAGCUUGGCACAAAGACGUCAGUCCGCACCAUCUCUUGUCCUGAGCAAAGCACUUAAAUCGAGAACCAUAAACAAGGAAAGCAACUCCUCUCCUGUGAGUCCAGAAACUUGCCCUCUGGUUCAAGCCUUCCUCUGCUCCACCAGGCUCUUUGUAGCCCACAGCCGCGUGCAGCUCAAGACUGGUCUGCAGACCCAGGACCGCCAUCUCUUCCUCUUCACUGACAUUAUGAUUAUCACAAAGUCAAAGUCUCCAUCUAACUUCAAGCUGAAACAUCACAUGCGAGUGAGUGAAAUGUGGAUGGCAUCCUGCAUGGAAGAAGUGUGCGAAGGCAGUACCUGCCCCGAGAGAUCAUUUGUUAUUGGCUGGCCUGUCACAAACUGUGUGGCAACAUUCAGUACUCCGGAGGAGAAGGAAAAGUGGUUUGCUCUUUUGCAAAGACAUAUUAAAGAAGAGAAAGAAGGUGAUCGAAUGAAGACCAUCCCUUUGAAGAUCAUCACAAAAGAUCUUGGGAAUUGUGCCUAUUCCAAGGUUCUAACCAUCACCAAUGAGGACACAGUAAAUGAUAUUAUCAGAAUGGCUCUUCUACAGUUUGGAGUUGAGGGCUCAGACGCAGAUUAUCGCUUGUGGGUCACCUCUGGCAAGGAUGAUGCACCUUAUCCUCUUAUUGGACACGAGUACCCAUUUGGAAUUAAAAUGAGCCACGUCCGUGACACCUUACCGCAAAUACAAGGCUUGAAGGAUACGGACUGUCCCUUGGAUCUACAAGGCCCCUUACUCAUGGAGCAUCUCCCCAGAGAAAUGCAGUGUCAGUUCAUACUGAAGCCCUGCCGCCUGGCUCCUUGCCACCCACUCGCUGAUCCGAGCCAGAAGCCGUUUAAAAGAAAGCGAUCGAUCAUAAACUGGAGCUUUUGGCGCGGGUCGAAUUCUCAGUUGGACAAUAUACCAACGUCUCCAACAUCUUUAGCUCCUGGAAUGCUGUUUGGCCUUUCACUGGCUACUAUCUGUCCAAAUGACAACUUUCCCAAGCCCAUCAUGGAUAUGCUCUCUGUUCUUUGUCGAAAUGGACCUUUCACAAGAGGCAUCUUCAGGAGGUCGGCUAAUGCCAAGUCCUGCAGGGAAAUGAAGGAGCGACUCGAUUUGGGGUGCGAAGUUAACUUUGAUCGCGAAUCUAUACUCGUCACCGCUUGUGUUUUUAAGGAUUUUCUGCGUAACAUACCAGGGAGUAUUUUCUCAUCCAAGCUCUAUGAGAAGUGGGUCUCCAGCCUGGAUUACGAAAGUCAAGAAGACAAAAUCAAAGCCAUUAAAAUGUUAAUUGAGACUCUUCCACCAAUCAAUGUCCAUUUACUGCGAUAUCUGUUUGGAGUCUUAUGCUGCAUCGAGCAGCGUUCUGAGAGUAACCAAAUGUCCGCCUUCAAUUUGGCAGUUUGCAUUGCCCCCAGUCUGCUUUGGCCGCCCACCCCUUCAAGUCCAGAGAUCGAGAAUGAAUUCACCAGAAAGGUGGCUCUGUUUGUUCAGUUCCUGAUUGAGAAUUGCUGCAUGAUUUUUGAAGAGGACAUUUCCCUGUUAUACGCCAGCUUGUCCACAAAGGAUGAGAGCAGAGACGAAAAUUCAGAUAUCUGCUCAUUCAAGCUGACGGACUCCUCGUAUGACAGUCUGGAGAAUGAACUGAAUGAUGAUGCAGAUUCUCCUUUCAGUGGUCUGGCCAAAAAGUGCAGCCCUGACAACAGGAGCAGAGAUUCUGUUUUGACAUUAAGCGACUGUGAUCUAGACCAUCCAGAUGCUGAGGAUGCACCGACCAAGCACCCUCUGGAAUCUCAACCUUUCAGGGUGCCCAUCGCUUUACAUCAUAAUUCUGUGUCACGUGAGCAGUCUGAAAAUGAAUCCCUCUGUUCCAGUACUUCCGGAUAUUCAUCUACCACCGUAUCCGAUGCUCUAAAGGAGGCCAGAAGGCACAGGCGUUGUUCUGAGCCAGCCAUAGGGAUCCUUGUGUCUAGAUUCAGCAAGCUCAAUGAGUCUCCUCACGAGAGUGCUACAUACAAGACAAGCUGCGAUGCUCUUCUUUCCUACUCUGCAGAUGAUUAUCUAAAGCAGCAUAGGGAUUUACAAGUAGAAGGACAAAAGCUUAUAAACCGCAGUCUGAUUCUGGGGAUUGAUGUAAGCAAAAGCCUAAAAAAGAAGCAAACACCGGAGAAGAAGAGCACUCCCAACAGACUCUUACCACCUCCUGCCCUGAGGUUAAACACAUGUUCUCAGACUAGUUGUUCGAGCUUGUCUUCUCCUGGAACUUCCCCAUCUGGUUCUUCUCUGAGUUCCUUAGACAGUGCUUUCUCUCAGUUUUCAGAUUAUUCUGCGUUGACUCCCAACGAAGUGCCUUCCCCGCUGGAAUCCACCUUCAGGUCUUGUAAGAAACAAGGAAAUAUCACUCCAGACUUCUUAAGCUCCGGCUCUUUUUCAGGUUUUACAUUGGAUGAAGAUGUCAAACAGCCUUACUGUGAAGGUGGAAAAGAUACUGAAUUGGCACAGCACAAAACCCCUGCUGGUAUUCAUCCCAGUACUUGGUUAAAAAAUGGCACAUCAACUGUCAAAAACUGGACGCUAAGGAGAAAGGAAAAGGUGACCAAGCUAGAUGUAAAAAACAAAGCAGAUGUAACUAUAAACCAUGAAAGGCUACAAGCAGGAACGUGUAAGAUUUCAGAACAUUCAGUACUUCAGGAGCAAAUAACUGUGCCAAUAGAAGACUUGGAAAACCAACAUCUUUUGGCACUAAAAACAGCUGGAGACAAUGUGAAAGAUACUAAUGUGAGUGUUUCUCUGUUUUGUGAAGGGUCUAGUGAAAGGAGAAGUGCCUCCAGGCAUGUUCUAAUAGACAAUGUGAUCAUUGAUAAAAAUGGUAAUGGGGGGCAUGAAGUGGAAUGCAGCUCUUUCCUUAUGCCAUCUCCUGUGUCUAUCAACAUGGAAAUAUCUGCACUUAGCCCCCACACAUGUUAUUUCGCACAGGAAAGUACUUUAGUUCCUCAAUCCAACAGAAGAAAAACCACCAACAACUCUAACGAAGAACAAGCUCUUCUCUUGAAUCUAAAAGGCCCCACCGAGCGCGUGACGCAUAUCUCUGCAGAAGAACUUUCUUCUGUAAAGGACGAGCCAACCAAAUCCUCGAUUGGCAGCUUUCGGGUGGCCAGCUUAAAAAGAAAUAAGGUUUUGCCCUCCAAUGUAGACACUGGAUUUAAAAUGGCCAAUUGUGACUUGGAGAAAAACUUUUGCGUGUCUCCAAAAUCUACGACCACUACAGCAAGCUUUGCCUUUCAGCCAGAUAGUCAUAAGCACCUUAGAAGCACCCACGAAAGUGACCAGAGCAGCAGAGAGUGGCAGGCAAAGCAGUGCAGUGAUCCCAAGUUUGAAGACAUUGACCAAAGAUUUUUUACCGAGGAGUCAUAUGUGUAAUCAACGGUAUUCCAUACAUGCCUCGAUUCUUUUAGAGGUCUUCAAUGCAGUAUCUUGGUGUCCAAUCUGCACAACUUUUUUAAAAAAAAAAAAGCACUUGUCGGUGUUUAUCAAGACAAAAAUGUAAAAAAAAAAAUAUUUUAACCUGUUCUUAUGUCCUUUGUGUGCAAAAAGGGUAACUGGUUUCUUGGGAUUAACAGGAACCCUACAGUAUUUCAAUUUUUGAGAAGGAACUUUAAGCACCAAACUCAAUAAGUCCAGUUAAGGUAAGGGAUGGGUGCUCUGUUCAUCCAUUUUGGAAGCAAAUGCCAGUUUGGGACACCGUUUAAUUUGCGUCACUCUAUGUAGGUAUUGUUAUAUUAAAUAAGAACAGAAUAGAAAUCUGGGAAAGGGACCUUCAGUUGGGUAUUUUAAUUCUUUAGCUCAAGGAGUACAAGCUCUGGUUCUCUGGCUGGUCCAGUUUUAGCUAGAAUAACGAUUUUUCUUUUUACUUAAGAUGCUUAAAAUUGGUUGUACAUGGGUAGAACCACUUGUUAAGAAAGGCAUACUUGGCUCUGAUCAUCCCAUGGGCCAAUGGACGGAGAACUUAUGAGGGGUCACACAUGUUUUGGCUAGGAAGUGAAGAGGAGCUGCGGUUUCUCUUCAUUCCCUCUUCUUCUGAAGCACCGGGCACUAGUAGAGAUAGUGUCUUAGAAGAUGAACAUUUCUACCCUGCCAGAUUCCAGAACCGGCUGAUAUUCCUAGUGCAGUAUCAAUAAUCGUAUAUGUACGGCCAAUGGUAGGCACACUCACCGAGAGAGUAUUGAUUUGGUCCACCAUCUGCAGAUGCACCAUGAACUGCCUGGUGGAUCCGAAGAUAACAUUUUCUAGCCCACCCAGUUCCAGAACCAAUAGUACUAAUAUUUAUCCGAUGGUCAGCUUUAGGUAAAGUCAUUAAUAAAAUAUUAUCCGGCCCAAUGCUCAAAACCAAAUCCGACUGAUCUAGUUAUUUGACCAAUGGGCCAUGGAUCACAUCCUAUAGGGUUCUUGUAGAGAUUACAUCCAUGUUCCAGCCAAGUCGUUAUCCAACAAAAUCUUUUACUUCUCCUGAUUAAUAUCUGAUUAAACCACAAUCAAAUAUUGAUCAUGGAGAAUGCCUUGGUACCCCAACUUCAGCUGCAACCCGAUCAUUCUUAUGCAUGCUGGGAAUUCUAAAUCCAUCACAACUGGAAUCCCAACAACUGUUUAUCCCUGAAGCAGAAUUAUUAAGACUAGGGUGCGUCUGAUGGACUUGCAGCUCCCUUGUAUAAAUGUGUCUUGUGUUGCGUGUGCUCAUAUUUUCUGUUAUAUUAUAAUACCAUGUGCUAUGUACUGCCAAGUUACGUUACCGGCAUUUCAGUGUAUAUUUAAAGCAAGCGAAAGUCUCAAAUACUUAUUGGGUUUGUUUACGAUGUCCAGAUGUUUUGCUAUUAUUAUUAUUAUUAUUACUACGUUAUGCUCUUAUUGAAACAAAAUGUGUAUUUUUGUACUUGCACAAACUGCUGCUAACUUUAUACAAUGUGUAUGUUGUUAUGACACUGAUGAUAAUAGAUGUAUGUCUUAUAUUAUAAAGUAUUCAAUCCCUUGUACCAUAAUGUAACAUACUGGUUUCUGUAGCAUCACGUUGUAGCUGUGACUGACGAUUGGAUCAAUGGGACAGCUCCGUUGCCAUGUGGUUUAACUGUUUAACAUUAAAAGCUACAAAUAAAUGGUUUUGUUU